AUGGAAGUCAAAAAUCAAUUAAUAGUACAGGACACCAGCACAAAACUAACUAGACCAAAACAAACAAUCCAAGAUCUAGAUGAAUUAUACUCAAAUCAACAAACCAGAAGAAAAGAAUAUGAACAACAACUCAACAAGAAUAGAUUAAACUAUGGACAAUGGCUACGAUAUGCCAGAUGGGAGUUAGAACAUAAUCAUGAUUUUGCAAGAGCUAGAUCAAUCAUGGAAAGAGCGUUAGAAGUAGAUAUUCAACAUGUUCCAUUUUGGAUUCAAUAUAUACAAUUUGAAUUAAUAAAUAAAAAUAUAAAUCAUGCAAGAAAUUUAUUGGAAAGAGCUAUAACAAAAUUACCGAAAGUUAAUAAACUAUGGUUUACCUAUAUUCAAACUGAAGAAAUGUUGAAAAAUUAUACAAAAGUGAGAGAAAUUUUUGAAAGGUGGAUUGAAUGGAACCCUGAUGAAAGUUGUUGGGAUGCUUACAUUUAUUUUGAAUCAAGAUAUGAAGAAAUCGAUAAUGUACGAAAUAUAUUUCAAAAAUAUAUUAAUUCAUUUAAUCGAGGGAAAAUUUGGCUUAGAUGGAUUGAUUAUGAGUUAGCAAAUAAUGAAAAUGACAAACUCUUUAUUAGAGCAGUCUUUGAGUCCGCAGUUGACUCUUUGUUGGAGAAAUUGAAUGACUAUGAGAGUGAAGAGUUGUUUCCUCAAAUAAUAGCAAAGUGGUUGAAUUGGGAAGUAAAAUGUAUGGAAUUUGAUAGAGUCAAACAAAUUCGUUCGAUCUUACUAAGUGAUGAUAAAUUCCAGUUCUCGGCAAAGAUUAAAAGACUAAUAUAUGACUCAAUAAGUGAAAUUGAAGCAAUAGUUGGGGACAAAGAUUCCAUAGAAUCUAGUAUUAUAUUCAAAAGAAAAGCAAAGUAUGAACAAGAUGUUGAGGAAGAUCCAACUAAUUAUGAUUCAUGGUGGUCAUUAUUAUCAAUAAUUGUAGAGAGCAACGAUCUAAAUUUAAUACGGCAAACUUUUGAAAAAUCCGUACUGAAAGCUCCUUCAAUUGAUUCGAGUAAUAUUGAAAAAUGGAAAAAAUAUGUACUACUAGUUCAAAGAUUUGCAUUCUGGGAAGAAUUUGAUGAUAGAAAUAUUGAGUCAGCAAGACAAGUAUGGAAUAAUUCUUUAAAAAUUAUACCUCAUCAAGUCCCAACACUGGAGAAAAUUUGGAUUGGAUUAUUUGAAUUUGAAUUAAGAAAUGAUCCGACAAAUGGAUUGACUAAAGCUCGUAAAAUUCUAGGAAGAGCGUUAGGUCAAAUGAAUAAAUAUGGACCAGAUCAAAAUAUCAUAAAAUAUUAUAUUAAAUUUGAAGAAAAAUUGAAAGAAUGGGAUAGGAUGCGUUCAAUUUAUCAAAAAUGGUUAGAACUUUCUUUGAUAUUUGGAUUAAAUUGUAAUGGUAUUAUCAAAAGGUAUUUGAAAUUCGAAUCAUAUCUUGAAGAAACUGAUAGGUGUGAAUCAUUGAUCAAAAUGGUUUUAGAUCUUUGUAAAGAUGAAAGUUUAGCUCAAUCAUUCGAUCAAGAUGAGAUUUUCCAAUUAGCUAUUGAUUUCUUUACUGAUGAAAUGAAAUAUGAAGAGAUUAGAAAGCUUUAUAGAAAUUCAGUUAAAACAAAACCUACAGUUGACAAUUGGAUUAACUUUGCAUUAUUUGAAUCUUCAAUCCCUUCAUCAGAACAAUUGGAAGAGUUUUUAAAUGCAGAAAAUGAAGAGUUUGAAGUUGAAGUUGGUGAAGAACAAAUUAUGAAUACUAGGGAGAUUUUUAAAGAAGCUGAAAAGUAUUACAAGAAAUCAAAUGAUAAUGAAAGUAGGAAAUUUAUUGUUGAAGCUUGGAGAGAUUACGAAGAAGUAAAUGGUAAUUCAAUAAGCUUGGAAAAAAUAACUUCAAAAUUACUAAAAAAAGUUAAAAAGAGAAGAAAUGUUGAUGGUAUAGAAGAAGAAUAUUAUGAUUAUGAGUUCAAUAAUGAUGACGAAGAAGAAGAAGAAGAAGACGAAGAGGAUGAUGAAGAGGAAGAUCAACGUCCUGAGGUUGAAGUUGCAAAACCACCAGCAUCACUAAACAAAUUUUUAGCGAAUGCCAAAAAAUGGGCUGAAAGUCAAAAGUAA
Lodderomyces jiufengensis is the source of this 2133-nucleotide messenger RNA. RefSeq lists its product as uncharacterized. NCBI's taxonomy places the organism in Eukaryota, Fungi, Ascomycota, Pichiomycetes, Serinales, Debaryomycetaceae. Bases 1 to 2133 code for a protein of 710 amino acids. The record is from RefSeq and is a predicted model, not a curated record. Gene Ontology annotation, cellular component: precatalytic spliceosome; U2-type catalytic step 2 spliceosome; post-mRNA release spliceosomal complex. The transcript has a single exon. Gene Ontology annotation, molecular function: protein binding. Gene Ontology annotation, biological process: spliceosomal complex assembly; mRNA splicing, via spliceosome.